AUGGGCGCUAUAUCACUUCCGGAAGACUCGUACGCUGACAAGGGCGUUGAUCCAACCUUUGGUGAAGAGGACGUGCGCACGCCUUUGCUGCCAGGAGGUGGUCUACCUUCUCGGUCUCUGGAAGACCAUCGCCGUCGUCAGAUCCGGAUCCGUCGCUUUUGUCACUUCGCGCUCCUCUUUACGCUGCUCGUCUUCGCGGUUCACCUGCUCUCGGAUACGGUCCGGUACCAGACUUCGCGUAUCCUUGGGUUCAAUAUGGAUGAUCACGACUACCCCAUACCGCCUGGCGUAACCCUCGAGGAUUGCCCCGCUUGGAAUAUUGGCGAGAACUCCCACGUGGGCAGGGUCUCCUUCAAGUUCGACCUGCCUGUCGAGGAGCUCUUCGCCCUCGCUCGCGGCCCACGCUCGCAUGGCAAGAUCCACAUCCGGCAAAGCGAUGUGGUCACCGACGAUGUCUUGGUCAACGUCGAGGUGCACACCGACACACCCGCGGGCUUCGACCACGCGAAGGCUUGCCUGGCCAAGCGCGAGGGUAGCGACGAUACGGCUGGUCUGGGGAUUUUUACCGACGAAUGGUGGAACAACCAUCACCAUCGUCACCACCACCGCAUCCACUUCGCCGUCGAGGUCGUCCUGCCCAAGCUCAAGGACGAUGUCCAGCAGGUCAACAAGCUCACCACCGACCUGCCCAUCUUCCAGCACACCAUCGAGGAGCUGGCGGAUACGGUUCUUUUCCAGACGCUCAACCUGCAGACCUUCAACGCGGGGAUCUAUGCCAAGUCCAUCCACGCCGUCCACGGCACCAUCGGCACUUCGAACGCCGGCAUCGAUGGCGUCUUCCGAGCUGACGAGGCCCUGACCCUGCGCACCAGCAACGGACGCGUCGCCGCCACCGCUUCCGCCCCCAUCGUCGACAUCACCACAGCGAAUGGGGCUAUCGAGGGUGAGUACAGCGCAAGCAAGGAUUUGGCGCUCUUCACGCAGAAUGCACAUAUCUAUGCCACGGUGACUCUCGAGAACGACCCUGCGGGCCCGGAGACGAAGGCAAGGGUGCAUACUGCGAAUGGCCAGAUCCGCCUCGCGGUUUCGCUCUCGUCCACCCAGUCCACCGGCGGGUCCUUCGCCCUCGACGCGCACACCCAGAAUGCCGGGCUCACGCUCGAGUUCCUCGAUUCUCCUCUCGAUGCCGCCCUCUCCCUCGACGCCCACACGACCCUCGGCAAGGCCGACGUGCGGCUGCACCCUACGUACGAGGGUGCCUUCGAUGCCUCGACCAGUCUCGCGCGCGUGCAGGUGCGGAAGGGGGAGGAGGAUGAGGGGACGGGGCGAGGUGCCAGGGACUUGGACGUCAGGCAGAACGUUGGGACGCAUGUGGAGGGCGCGGUCGGGUGGAGCGAGGAGGGGAAGGCGCGGGGGAGUGCGAGAGUGUCGUCGAGUAUUGGGGCGGUGGAGCUUUGGGUUUGA
This is a messenger RNA of Schizophyllum commune H4-8, 1464 nucleotides long. RefSeq lists its product as uncharacterized. NCBI's taxonomy places the organism in Eukaryota, Fungi, Basidiomycota, Agaricomycetes, Agaricales, Schizophyllaceae. The record is from RefSeq and is a predicted model, not a curated record. The transcript is spliced from 5 exons. The coding region runs from base 1 to 1464 and encodes 487 amino acids.